Molecule: messenger RNA, 2245 nt
Organism: Triplophysa rosa
Lineage: Eukaryota; Metazoa; Chordata; Actinopteri; Cypriniformes; Nemacheilidae
Gene: csnk1e
Product: casein kinase 1, epsilon
Exons: 12
Coding region: 165-1418 (417 amino acids)
Biological process (GO): signal transduction; endocytosis; peptidyl-serine phosphorylation
Cellular component (GO): nucleus; cytoplasm
Molecular function (GO): ATP binding; protein serine/threonine kinase activity
Source: RefSeq, a predicted model, not a curated record
UUUGUGAAUGACAUCAUUUCUGCGAGAAGUGCGCUGGGAUACAAACAAGGGAGGCUGCUGCUCGCUAGCCUGCUAAUGCAAGGUCCUGUCGUACGAGCGCAAGACUGUCGAUCAGCCUCACUUUUCCACGACCAUCACGCUAGGCUGUUUUUAGGGACAAAGUCAUGGAGCUUCGCGUUGGGAGUAAAUAUCGCCUCGGGCGAAAGAUUGGAAGCGGCUCAUUUGGCGAUAUUUACUUGGGCGCAAACAUCACAUCCGGAGAGGAGGUAGCCAUUAAACUGGAGAGUGUGAAGACUAAACAUCCACAGUUACAUAUCGAGAGCAAGUUCUAUAAGAUGAUGCAAGGUGGAGUGGGUAUUCCCUCAAUCAAAUGGUGUGGUGCUGAAGGAGACUACAAUGUCAUGGUGAUGGAGCUUCUGGGUCCAAGUCUGGAGGACCUGUUUAAUUUCUGCUCAAGGAAAUUUACACUUAAAACGGUCUUACUGCUCGCAGAUCAGAUGAUCAGCCGAAUCGAGUACAUCCACUCCAAGAACUUCAUUCACAGAGACAUCAAACCUGAUAACUUCCUAAUGGGGCUCGGCAAGAAGGGAAACCUGGUCUACAUUAUAGAUUUUGGCUUAGCCAAGAAGUACAGAGAUGCCCGCACACAUCAACACAUUCCAUAUCGUGAGAAUAAGAACCUGACUGGUACUGCCCGCUAUGCCUCUAUUAACACUCAUUUGGGCAUUGAACAAUCUCGGCGGGAUGAUCUUGAAUCCCUCGGCUAUGUGCUUAUGUACUUUAACUUGGGUUCUCUUCCCUGGCAAGGCCUUAAAGCAGCCACAAAACGGCAGAAGUAUGAGCGAAUCAGUGAGAAAAAGAUGUCAACCCCCAUUGAGGUGCUUUGCAAGGGCUAUCCAUCCGAAUUUUCCACCUACAUGAACUUCUGCCGCUCACUUCGAUUUGACGACAAGCCAGACUACUCCUUCUUGAGACAGUUGUUCAGGAACCUCUUCCACAGACAGGGAUUUUCCUACGACUACGUGUUUGACUGGAACAUGCUAAAAUUUGGCUCCAGCAGGACAGCAGAAGAUAAAGAGAAGGAGCAGAGAGGUGAAGGAGAGGAGAGAGAUGAGAAGACAGGAGGUGGACCCCAGAGUUCAGCAGCUCGUGCUAUUCCCUCUGGCCCCAACCUCCCGGCCUCUAACAGGGUCCGCAAUGGCCCAGAUCCAGCCAGUUCCACACCUGCCUCACGUGUUCCUCAGUCUGGAAAUGCAUCUCCAAGAGCUGGUCGAGGAGCUGAGCGAGAACGGAGAGUCUGUUUACGGCUUCACCGUGGCGCUCCUGCCAAUGCCUCCCCUGAUCUCCCACUGCGCCAUGAUCAAAUCCGCAUCACUCCCCCACAGGUCAGCGUUCCAUUCGAACAUAUGGGGAAGUGAGCGCAUAUUCAGAGUCAUUUACUGUUUUUUUAGGAGGAUUACAACAGACAACUCCCCUAAAGCAUUUAUAUUCAUCUUUCUAUGUAAAAUGGGAGUGUGACACCGAGGCUUAAGUGUAGGCAGGAAUAAAGAAGAAAGGAACCACACUUUCGUAAGGGACAACGUGCUCCCCGUCCUCACGCACCGCAGAUUGUUGCUGUUGGGAUGAAACAUCGAAAACGCAGAUGCAUGAAUGAGUUGUGGACAGUGGAUGAGAAGGUUUCAUGAGGACCACAAGUUCUAGAUCAAAAUCAGUGGAAGUGGAAAAUGAAAUUUUUACGUCCAGUCUGAUAAUGGUCUUUACUCUGACUGUUCUCUGUUUUGUCUGAAAUGCUGGGAAAGAAAGGGACUUGCUUGUUGGAUUGUAAAGUUAAAAUUAAUUUUUGAUAGACUGUAAAAAAAUGUGUCCCUCACACUAUUACUUUAAACAGAAGAGUGUUGUAUGUUGAUACCUUACUGAUGUAUGAGGUUUCGUGGAACCAUCCUUUCCAUGUACAAUAUUAAAAUGCAAAAGUUAAGAAUUUCCAAGAUGUUGUAUACAGUAAAACUGGUGUUUGGCUUGUGCACUUAAUUGAAUGGAUUUGUAAAGAUUUUGUGGAUGAUCGUUAAAUUAUUGAAGGUUAUAAAGGCUCCAGUGAGCCUGAAUAUCAAAUUGAAUAUCAUUACAGGCCUGAAUUUCUCUCUUACAAAUAGAACAAUGUGGCUUAUAGAAAAUUUAAAAUGAUGACCUGUGCAUUGACAUUAGCAAUGAUUCCAUUUAUAAAUAAACUCACAUAUAUAUAAAAGUA